AUGUUGAGACUCCUCACAGUAGUGGGUGUUCUGCUCGCUCUGCACACCGCGUCGUCCAAUAGGCUGGUGUGCCAUAUGACCAAUUGGGCCCAGUACAGGCCCAGCAUUGGCAAAUUCACUCCAGACAACAUUGACCCCUUCCUGUGCACCCAUGUCAUUUAUACUAUGGCCACCAUCAACAGCUUCAACCAGAUCAGCCCUGUCGAGUGGAAUGAUGAGCAGCAUUACAAUCGACUCAACAGCCUAAAGAAUGUCAAUCCAGCACUGAAAACUCUGCUGUCAGUUGGAGGCACAGUCAAUGGAAUGAGCCCAUUCAUUUCCAUGGUCACCAAGCCUGAAAGUCGUGCAGCCUUUAUCAAAUCUGCCAUCAGCUUCCUGCACACCCAUGACUUUGAUGGGCUAAACCUUGCUUGGGAAUAUCCAGGACACAAUGGCAGCCCACAGGAAGACAAGGAGAGGUUCACUCUGCUGGUCAUGGAGCUGUCCAAGGCCUUUGAGGCUGAUGCCAAAGAAAACAGGAAGACAAAGCUGCUGCUGUCAGCCAACGUUGCUGCAUUACGUCCCACCAUUGACAAAGCCUAUGAAGUCAGCAAGAUUUCUCUGAACUUUGACUUCAUCAAUGUUAUGAGCUAUGAUUACCAUGGAGACUGGGAGGCAACUACUGGACACAACAGCCCAUUGUACAGCAGCUCUGUGGACUCUGGCUCACACAUUCAUCACAAUAUUAAUACGUCUGUUUCCCACUGGUUGGCUCAGGGAGCACCAGCUGAGAAGCUUCUGUUGGGUUUUCCCACCUUCGGGCGAACUUACCGCCUUAGGAGUAUUGCUACUGGCCUCGGAGCACCAGCAAAGGGCCCUGCAGAUGCUGGGCCCUACACUCGCACUGCUGGCUUCUGGGCCUUCUAUGAGAUCUGUGACUUCAUCUCUAGUGCUACUGUGGAAUGGAUCACUGAACAAGAGGUUCCAUAUGCCACCUUUGGCAGUUCCUGGGUGGGCUAUGAUGACAAGAAAAGCUAUUCUUCUAAGGUCCAGUGGAUGACUGCCAACAACCUUGGAGGUGCUCAUGUUUGGACUCUGGACAUGGAUGACUUUGAUGGAUCGUUUUGUUCAGCUGGGGCGUAUCCUCUCAUCAACCAUCUUAGAAUGUCAAUGGGCUUUCCCCCAAAACCCACCACCACCCCAUCCCCCACCACUACCAGGGAUGCCCUGGUCGACUUUUGUCGUGGGCGCCCUAAUGGGCUUUAUGAGAACCCUGCUGAUGAGACCACCUACUUCCAGUGCUUCCAGGGAAACACCUACCUGCACCGCUGCCAGACCGGACUCAUCUACUGGGACUCCUGCAAGUGCUGCAACUGGCCCUGAGCCAAAGAAAC
Molecule: messenger RNA, 1373 nt
Organism: Hippoglossus stenolepis (Pacific halibut)
Lineage: Eukaryota; Metazoa; Chordata; Actinopteri; Pleuronectiformes; Pleuronectidae
Gene: chia.1
Product: chitinase, acidic.1
Exons: 11
Coding region: 1-1362 (453 amino acids)
Biological process (GO): chitin catabolic process; carbohydrate metabolic process
Cellular component (GO): extracellular region
Molecular function (GO): chitin binding; chitinase activity
Source: RefSeq, a predicted model, not a curated record